This is a messenger RNA of Schistocerca gregaria, 2183 nucleotides long. RefSeq lists its product as uncharacterized. Bases 91 to 1884 code for a protein of 597 amino acids. Gene Ontology annotation, cellular component: 90S preribosome. Gene Ontology annotation, biological process: maturation of SSU-rRNA. The transcript is spliced from 3 exons. Lineage: Eukaryota; Metazoa; Arthropoda; Insecta; Orthoptera; Acrididae. Gene Ontology annotation, molecular function: ATP binding; nucleic acid binding; RNA helicase activity. The record is from RefSeq and is a predicted model, not a curated record.
UUUUCAUUCCUCUAUGCCUCUCUGAUCUCGCAUUGUACUUGGCAUUUCUUUUGUCGUUUUAAAUCUGUUUUUAUUUCAUCCCUUGCCCUGAUGGAUAAAAUAUUUGCUGCACUCAGUGUAGGCUCAUCCCUUCAAAAGAAAACCCGCUCUGAGUCUGCCCAGAAAAAAUUUCAUUCUAAUUCACCAAAUGAAAACCAGCAACAGGGAUCUUCCUCAGCUCAAAAUAUCUCCCUGUCGGGUGACCAAACGAGCGACAUAAAAAAGGGCAGCGCCCUGACUCAGCCACCUGCUUACAAUAUAAGAAUUAUGAAUUUUGACCCUUCUAUCUACGAAGAUUUAUCCAUGCCUUCUCAUAGUGAGGAUCAGAAAGCAAACCACAACUCAGACAGUCUGGUAAAAUUACUUAGUCAAAAAGGGAAAGUUCAAGUCAAAAUUGAUUCUUUCGAAACCUUCGGCUUACUUCCAUGGCUAAUCAGGAACAUUUGUCAAGAAAUGACCUGGUCGUCGCCUACCUCCAUACAACAGGUCACUAUUCCUGUCCUUCUACAUCAGCGUGAUGUUCUUGUGACGUCGCCGACUGGAUCUGGGAAGACAGCCGCGUUUUUACUACCCGCCUUACAAUUGGCCUUUCAAUAUCUCCAAGAAAACCCUUUCUUGUGCGCUAAUAACUCUCCUUCCGAAAGCGCCCCUUCCACCAAUUGCCCGAUUGAAUCUCCCCCUUCUUCCUCACCUCUAUCGAUCACCACUAUCUACUCUCUGAUCCUGAGUCCAACCAAAGAUCUGUGUAAGCAAAUCUAUCGUCAAGCAUUGCGAUUAAGCACCGGACAACAUAUGCAAAUCGGCAUGAUCACCUCUUCCCUGAAAUUCAUCAAACCGAAGAUCAACCAUUAUGACGUUCUUAUUGCGACUCCUUUUAUCGCUGUUUCUAUGUACCAAAAAUACAACCUUCCUUUUUCCAGCGUCCGUUUUUUAGUUUUGGACGAAAUUGAUUCCCUCUUGUCGGACGACUUUGUCUCCGCUACUGACUCUGUCCUCUCUUUCUGCGACUAUGCACACAAAGUGACCGCCAUGUUUUCUGCUACGCUGAAUUUUUCAGUUGAAUUUCUUGCUAAAUCAAUUCUCAAAGACCACGUUAAAAUCGUCGUCGGCCACGCAAAUACGCCCGCCUCUCACGUCAAUCAAUACCUUAAAUACACCGGCAGCGAAGACGGCAAGCUCCUCGCCAUCAACGACAUGUUUGUUUCUGGCCAAAAGCCCCCCAUUCUCAUUUUCAUGCAGUCCAAACACAGAGCCCAACAACUUACUCAUCUCCUAUCCACCCUGUCCGUUUCCGUCGACUACAUUACCGGAGACCGUACCGAAAUUGAAAGGCAGACCAUCCUCGAAAAGUUCAGGAGAGCGGAAUUAUCCGUUCUAGUUACAACAGAUUUGCUAGCUCGCGGCUUGGAUUUUAGAACCGUAUCCACCGUCAUCAACUAUGACAUGCCUACAUCAACCACUAUGUACAUUCAUCGAAUCGGGAGAACCGGUCGCGUUGGCGGCCUCUCUGGAACUUCGUGGACACUCUUUACUGACGCCGAUAUUCCCUACAUAAAACCCAUAGUCAAUGUCAUGGCCCAGUCUGGUCAACUCUCUAACAUUCCUGCUUGGCUUCUGCGUUUGAAUAAUCCCAGUAAACGCGUUAAAGCUCAGUUGUCUCAUUCCGUUGUCAACCGCGACGACGUUAUCCCCCAACCAAAAACCACCCCAAUCAAUCCAGGUAAAUUCGACACCUUUAGAAAAAAAGGACUCAUUGAUUACCGCUCGAAAAAACGCGGUUCGGAGCGUCCACACAAAGCGCGCGUUUCAAAAAAGAAGAAAACGAACAACACAAGCAAUGCGUAGUUUAGCUCGCUUGACCCGCCAUUCUACUUUGUGCCUCUCGUGCUCACUUCAGCUACGCCACAUCUCUCUAGCCAAUCCCCUACAGAGGAACUGUAUUUAUGCAUAGGCUUCCGUCUGUCUUGGUUGAUACGGUUACUAGGUUACACAAAACUGAAUGUUGCCGUUAAAUAGAAAAACUCAAAGUCCUGCAAUUUACAUCGGUAAUUUAUUUGGCGCUGAACGAGGUUAUUUGCGUCUUUGGUUUCAUGAAAAUGCAGGCGGAAACUAGACCUAACCAAUAAAACGCUGCGUUUUUAACA